AUGGAGGUUGAAUACCGUACUCGUUUAACGACUGUUUUAGAUGUGACGCGCUUUCUAUUGAAGCAAGGUUUGCCUUUCCAUGGACAUGAUGAGCCCUUGAGCUCAUUGAACAAGGGCAAUUUUCUUGAGUUGCUCGAGUGGUAUAGCCUAUGGAAUGAUAAGAUUUUCAGGGCGAUUACAUGUGCUAUUGUUGAUGAUAUUGGAGAUAAAUGUUUUUCUCUUAUGAUUGAUGAAGCUCGGGAUGUGUCAGUGAAGGAGCAAAUGGGAGUUGUUCUGCGAUAUGCGAAUAAGAAUGGGUAUGUGAUAGAGCGGUUUCUUGCUAUGGUUCAUGUGCUGGAUACAUCAUCUAUUUCAUUGAAGAAUGCCACUGAUUGUCUAUUUGCCAAACAUGGGUUAUCUCUUUCAAGAUUGAGGGGACAAGGAUAUGAUGGGGCUUCAAAUAUGUACAUCUAUUGUUUUGCUCAUCAACUCCAAUUAGUGGUUGUUGCUGUUGCUAAAGACAAUCGAAUUGUGAGUGAUUUUUUCCAAUAUGUUACUAUGAUUGCUAAUGUGGCUGGAGCAUCAUGCAAAAGGAAAGACCAACUUCGGCAACAUCACCAUGAUAGGUUGGUUGAGCAAUUGGAGAAAGUAGACAUAGUCAGUGGCAGAGGAAAAAAUCAAGAAUCCAGCUUAGCAAGACCAGUGUUAGAUGUCCUCCAACAUGUGCAUGAUGAUGGUGCUUCUAAUGAUAACAGAGGCAUAGCGGUCAUUGAUUUGAUUGCACAAGAAAUGCAAAACCGCUUCCCAGAAACUAGCACAGAAUUACUUCUUCUUCUGUUAUGCCUUGAUCCAAAGGACUCAUUCUCCAAAUUCAACAUCCACAAGCUACUUCGUCUUACAGAACUUUAUCCCGAAGAUUUCACAAUGAUUGAGCGCAUGAUGCUUGAGGAUCAACUUGCUACUUUUAUUUAUCAUGUUAUUGAUUUGAUUUCUCAAGAAAUGCUCAACCGCUUUCCUGAAGCUAGCACGAAGUUACUUCUUUUGGUAUCAUGCCUUGAUCCUAGGGACUCAUUUUCUAAAUUCAACAUCCAUAAGCUACUCCGUCUUGCAGAGUUGUACCUUGAAGACUUCUCAUUGACUGAACGUAUGAUGCUUGAGGAUCAACUUGCUACUUUCAUUUAUGAUGUGCGGCAUGAUGAUGAUUUUGCAAAUAUCGGGGACUUGAGAGGUUUUGCUAUAAAGAUGGUUGAUACUGGCAAGUGUACUAUUUUUCCACUCGUUUAUCGUCUUGUUGAGCUGGCAUUGGUUUUGCCAGUUGCGACAGCUAGUGUUGAGAAGGCAUUUUCGGCGAUGAAUAUUGUGAAAACUGACUUGCGCAACAAAAUGGGAGUCGAGUGGAUGAAUGAUAGCAUGAUUGUCUAUAUUGAGAAAGAGGUUUUUGCAACUAGUGAUAAUGAGGCGAUCCUAUAA
Molecule: messenger RNA, 1449 nt
Organism: Dioscorea cayenensis subsp. rotundata (Guinea yam)
Lineage: Eukaryota; Viridiplantae; Streptophyta; Magnoliopsida; Dioscoreales; Dioscoreaceae
Product: zinc finger MYM-type protein 1-like
Exons: 6
Coding region: 1-1449 (482 amino acids)
Molecular function (GO): protein dimerization activity
Source: RefSeq, a predicted model, not a curated record